Raphanus sativus (radish) is the source of this 1290-nucleotide messenger RNA. RefSeq names its product putative F-box protein At1g47790. NCBI's taxonomy places the organism in Eukaryota, Viridiplantae, Streptophyta, Magnoliopsida, Brassicales, Brassicaceae. The record is from RefSeq and is a predicted model, not a curated record. Gene Ontology annotation, molecular function: protein binding. Bases 36 to 1163 code for a protein of 375 amino acids. The transcript has a single exon.
GGUCGUUUAUGAUCAAAUUAGGGUUUUGAGUAAUUAUGGAGCCAAAAGAAAAGAAGAAGAGGAAAACACGCUACCGAAGAACACAGUCGAUUCCUACAGACCUAACCAUAGAGAUACUCUCAAGGCUGCCUGAGAAAUCUGUUGCUAGGUGUAGUUGUGUGUCCAAGCUCUGGUCAUCAAUCACCUCCGACCCAUCUUUCCCACGGCCUCGCCUUCUACUCUCUUUCCAACAAUAUGACGACUCGGACUUGUAUAUUUCCUCUAUUCCACAGCAUACUCUGAACUCGAACAGGUCCUACUCUUCUUCUCUGUCUUUUGAUCAUCAUCAUAUGAUGGAACUCCCAAGUUGUUAUAAUCGGUUCUCAUCUAAGGAAUCUGUCCAUAGCUUGAUCUGCUUUCAAGAAUCAGAAAACCCGGUAGUCUGGAACCCUAGCACGAGACAGUUCAUAACUUUACCAACUACACCAGAACCAUGUAAGGACUGGAAAAAGACAACAUUGUUGUUAGGAUAUGAUCCAGUUGAAGGUAAACACAAAGUAGUGUGCCUUCCCUUUAAAAGGACAUGUUAUGUGUGCCGAGUUUUUACAUUGGGAUCAGCUCAGAAAGCAUGGAGAACGGUCAAAGCUAAUAUUCACCAUCGUCCUACCAGUCAUACAUAUGAGCGAUGCAUCGAGGGUGUGAUAUACUAUCUAGCAUCUAGUGGCAAGAGGGGUGAUGAAGUUUUAAUGAGCUUUGAUGUCAGAUCUGAAAAGUUCGAUAUGAUAAAACUACCUUCGACAUCUCUUUGGGACGUGCUGAUAACAUAUAAGGGAAGGUUGGCUUUUUGUAGUAGAUUAAGUUAUAGAACAGAGGAUAGAAGAUUAUGGAUUUUGGAGGAUGCACAGAAACACAUAUGGACGGGACAAGACUUUCUUUCACCUUUUGAUGGCUUAGAUGAUGGGAGUUUCAAACUAACAGGUUUCACUCAUGCUGGCGAGUUUAUUUUCGCACCAGAAAGGGAUAGCCAAUCGUGUUAUAUUUUAUUAUGUGAUCCGGUGAGAAAUAGCUGGAGAAGAUUUGACUUUAAGGGAUUGGCAGACGAGGUAUAUGUCCAUAAAGAAGGCCAUCCACCUUAUGCACUCCAUGCUUUCCCGAAUCACAUUGAUAGUCAGAUGUCUUUGUAAUAACAACUUGCUGCUGUUUUCUUUUUCCUUUGAAUGAUAUUCUUAUGCGACCUUUAUGAUUUCUUUUUUAUAAUUAUAUUUUCCCGAGGCUUUACUAUGAUUCUAAGCGUAGAAAAUUAUUGAGUAU